AUGUUUUAUUUUUAUUUGAAUUUUUGGUGGAUUCUAUCAAAACUCACUUUACUUCUGUAUUACUUCUGUACAUUUUCCUUUGUUAUUUUACCAUUUUUAAUAUUGUUUCCUUCUCACUUUUUCAAUGUCCAUAAAUAUCCAUUUUUGAUGUGUUUUAACAACUUUUAUUUAAUAUUUGUUGAUAGAAUAUACUUUAUUUAUACAUCUUUUUUAGGAACAUUGUACUUUUGUAGUAUUGGUAUUUAUUGUCUUUAUUAUUCAGUAACUAACAAAUCUUGUUUCAAUAAUAAGUGGUGUUUAGACUCUGUUUGA
Entamoeba dispar SAW760 is the source of this 312-nucleotide messenger RNA. RefSeq lists its product as uncharacterized. Lineage: Eukaryota; Evosea; Mastigamoebida; Endamoebidae. The transcript is spliced from 2 exons. The record is from RefSeq and is a predicted model, not a curated record. The coding region runs from base 1 to 312 and encodes 103 amino acids.